ACGGUUCCUUUUGCCUCCUCCACCUUAAACAAAGCAGAAACAUUUGGUUGCACGCGCAGUGCAAACAUUGAAUGAUUACUUUCCGUAACUGGUUGCGAGUAAACACAGUUUCAACCAUACACUGCUUUGUGCGUUUUACGGGAUAUACUACAAGCACAAUGUCUGACGUGAAAUUAUUGGUCGACAAUAAAAUUGAAGAAAAGAAGGUGAUGGUUUUCUCGAAGUCAACAUGCCCGUACUGCACGAAAGCGAAGGCAGUGCUCAAGAAAUACAUCGGAGAUGGAGAAAUCUUGUCGGCGGAAGAAUACGAGGUUAUGGAGAUCGAAAGAGAUUCACGGUGCUCUGCAAUACAGGAUUAUCUUUUGAAAAUUACAGGAGGAAGAUCGGUGCCAAGAGUUUUCAUCAAUGGCAAAUUUCUGGGUGGUGGGGAUGAAACUGUUGCCGCAGACAAGAGUGGAGAGCUGAAGUCCCUCCUAAAGGCCUGAUAGACUGCUAACAGCCACACUGAACAUGUCCACUAGAUGUCCACUUCUUUAUUCAUUUUCAGGUUAUUUCACAGAUAAGGAAAAUCAAUGAAAACACAGUAUUCAAAGACUUUGCAUAUUAGUGGAUGAAAUAAAUGAAUUAAAUCAACACAAUACGGCAUUACUGAAAUCACAGAAGAAUUCAAGGAAAAGAAUUUGUCAAAUCCAAUUCUGAAUUAUCAAUGAAGGUCUUUCAUGUUGUGAAUUGUUUAAUAGGUCUCCUGUUUAUUGUGUUAAACUGCAUUAUUAUUGGAUUAACUAGUUAGAAACACAACAGGAAGCAAUUUGGUCCCUUUGUAACUACAUAAACAUAUAUUUUGUGUUUGAUUGUGUGUGUAUACUUCAUUUUACUUUAUAUUAUGAGCUCACCUGACUGAAUGUCAAGUGAGCUAAUGUCAUGGCAUAUUUGUCCAGCAUCCGGCAGAAACAUCAUCUGAAAAAAACACUGAAUUAUUGAAGCUGAAACUUUGCAUGCUUGUUCGCACCAAUGAUGACAACCAAUUUGUUCAAGAGGUUCCAAUCCAAAUACAACAUCUCAUACAAUCAUGAGCGUUCAUGAUGUUAUCGUGGUCAGUGUUCUGGCAUUGAAGGUAGUGUCAUUUGUUGAGGAUUGACCUUCAGAACCAAUAUAGUACAUGGGCGGAUACAGAGGGGGGGGUUGCGGGGGUGCGCACCACCACCCCCCACCCCCACCCCCACCCCUUUUAUUUCGAAAAAAAUCUUUAUUUCUGUAUAAAUUACCACCAAAGACAAUAAAUAGAUCUUAAUUGUGCACCCCCCCUUUUCAAAAAAGCUGUAUCCGCCCAUGUAGUAACAGCACUUGUAUUACAUCACAGCCAUACUUGUCAACACCUAAUUAUGCAUAAUGUUUCUGCCUGGUAUUGCACUUCACAUAAACUUCCUGGAUGUGCUUUGCAUAUUAUUCACAAUAGUAUAUCAUACGCUAGAAAAGACAUAUAGUUUACUAAUGGAGUCCCUGUUAGAUACUGUUUUCAUUACAAUGAGAGUAUAUCAAACUUAUGAGGAAAAGCUCAUAAUAUAAAGGAUAUGUAACGGGGACGAGAAUUAUUUAGUUAUUACUCAUUCUUUGCACAUUAUCUAAAUUCAACGUUGUAAAAAGACGUAUUUGGCAUGAGAGUGAGGUAUGAAGCGGAAAAUCUAGCUUCAAACUCAGUUCAGUGUAGGGGAACCGGCAAAACGAUCAUGUCAUGUUGGCUGUGUGAUUUCAUUCAAGUCGGCAGAACGUUUAUCUCUAAUGAAAUUGGUUGUAAUUACCGUCAAGCUACACCAUUUGUUCAAUUUAGGAGCACAAGAGUCACGACACGAGUUUGCAUUUGUUGACAUGAGGUCGACAUUUCUAACAACUGGCCACUUUGUCCAAGAAGCGCUACUCACAUUUACAACAUGAAGUUCAAGAUCAUAAGUAAUCGCAGUGAUGAAUGUUGAGAUGAUAUUUCGACAUAAUGUGUUGUUUAUUAGUGAUGUCCUGAACAUUAAUAUUACCAUCAUGCUUGCACUACAGCAAAGUGAGUGUCCGUAUACUCUAUUGACACACGUUUGCGGUUUCUAUAGGCUACUGGAAAAACUCGUGGACUUGACCAUCUUCCCAAGGCAAGGGUAGUUAACUGACUGUACAACUCCAGUUUUCACCCUUACCGAACGAGGCUGUUAUUUCUGGGCUCGAUUGAAGCGCCAUGCUAUUAUGAGUUAUGUCCCUCCUAUUGACCAAUCAGAUACUACCUCUCAUAUCAUUUGCAUUUGCCUCAAACAAACUGGCGGCACCUAUUCAACACGAUCUGAUUGAUAAUCAAAAUCUAUAUUGUGAUAAAACGGCACGGCAUCAAAUCAUGUGAGCCUCUUUAUUCAAAACACGAGGAAAAGAUUUGGUGAAAAUAAAAGUCCUACUGAUGCGCCCAAUCAAAUAACCAGUUGAUGUAAAACAGUCUCUGAUGUUGCUAAACAUUGUUUAAUAAAGGUGUAUUGUUAAUAAACGUGAUAUCUUCACGGGUGAGUAAUAAAGUAUUUAUCAACGUUGUCUAUGUUCACAAAUUAAAUCCUUUAUUUCCAUUCAUCACAAUUACAAGAAAUACAUUUGUGUAUUAAGUCUCAUCAAAAGUAUCCUCAGUGAAACGCUGGGGUAUCUAAAUGGCUGGUCAGAUGUUUGACAUCCUCAUCUGUAUCGACACAAUAUUCCUUAGUUUCACAGAAUAAACAAAGCAAUACAUGAAUCCUUGAAAUACAAAGUAAAAACAUUUAUAAUAACCACAUAAUUAUAUAUGCGUAGUACACAUCCUACGAUAA
Molecule: messenger RNA, 2825 nt
Organism: Haliotis rufescens (red abalone)
Lineage: Eukaryota; Metazoa; Mollusca; Gastropoda; Lepetellida; Haliotidae
Product: glutaredoxin-1-like
Exons: 2
Coding region: 72-485 (137 amino acids)
Biological process (GO): cellular response to oxidative stress
Cellular component (GO): cytoplasm
Molecular function (GO): glutathione disulfide oxidoreductase activity
Source: RefSeq, a predicted model, not a curated record